Molecule: messenger RNA, 1771 nt
Organism: Saccostrea cuccullata (small rock oyster)
Lineage: Eukaryota; Metazoa; Mollusca; Bivalvia; Ostreida; Ostreidae
Exons: 8
Coding region: 338-1006 (222 amino acids)
Source: RefSeq, a predicted model, not a curated record
GUAACUAAGUUUCAGGUCCUGAUGCUGAUCCCCCCUCUCUCUCUAUCAUUAUACUGUACAUGUACACUUGAGGAAAGAAGGGUAGAAUGACUAGAAUCAGAAGUGACAGAGCAAUAUACAUGUAGCCAGAGGAUUGAACCUGAACCUGGUUAAAAGAACCAACAGACGAGGCAAAUUGUUUCCUGUAAAGACUGGGUAGAGAGUUUAAAGAGACAGACUUCAUUAAAUGGAUGUUUUGAUGCCUGGAGCAAAGAAAAUGCAUCAAACUUCAUGCAGUUUAAAGAGGUUAUUCCUAUAACCACAGCUGUAACAAAUUGAUGUACUCAUGUGAUCUCUGAUGACGUAUGCUCCAUUGACUAUAGCAUUUAUUACAACUUUGAAGUUAAUCCCGAUGUUUCAAUGCUGUUUUGAUGUCAAGUCCACAGAAGAAAUUGUUGAAUCCUGUCCAAGAAAUCAAACAAUGUGGAAUGAAGCAGCUACAAGAAAGAACUGUUCGUUGUUCAAUCAAAAUUGUACUUCCUCUAACCAUGAGUACCAUUGUUUAGCUAAUCACUUUCUUAAUGCCACUUAUGAGGUUUGUGCUGAGCCAGCAUUAAUAUUUAAUGGAUGGUGUGCAGAAUACAACGAAGGAGGGAAGAUAGUACAAGGAAAUUACAACACAAACUGUAAAAUCUUCAACAAAACCGCCUGUCCAUCAAGAUAUUAUUCUGAUGAAGCUUAUAAAUACCAUGAAUGUUAUGAUUUAGUUGUGAGAACCUCUCCUCAACCAUUGCCAAGAACGCCUUCUACAACAUCUGGAUAUAACACCACUCCUAUCGUUUUUCAUCCAACCGAAGGUCAAGAAAAUAAAAGACCCGUAUUGUACUGGACUUGGAUUGGUUUGGGUAUCAUAAUUCCUGCAAUUAACUUCAGUUUCCUGCUAUUGUGUCUGUUUUAUUGGGAUAGAAAAAAAAGUUCCAAAGAAAAUACCACAGUAGUAUCAGAUGAAGAAGAACAUUGCCUAUAAGAUGUAAGGCUGGAACAAAGUAGCAACAUCUGAAUAUAGAACUGUUCCAAACAGAUUCUCCUAGAAGAAGUUUAUACAGUCAUGAAAAUAUUAAGAAACGGAGAAAAAAAAGAGUCAAAGUCACACAAUAGUUAAGACUUAAAAAAACGGGAUGUGAUUUCCUUUCACCUUUUAUUGUAAUUUAACGUCUUGGAACUAUAUGUAUACUAUGGGAGAAUACCCAGUCUGACUUAAGCCAGCAGCUUCUGUUUCAAAUCGUUUUAAUAGUAGAGGCUUGAAAUAGUGAAAUAGUCGGGGCUUGUUUUAUUAAGACUUAGAAACAAUCCUGUCUGUUUAGGAAAUGUGUAAUCUGGCAUUCCUUGUCGACUAUAAUAGAUCUCAUGCCGAACUAAAUAAUGCUAUGACUAAAUGUUUUGAAAAAAUAAUUGGAAAUAGAAAUCACUAGAAGAAAUAUGUAUUGACAUUGAGCUUUGAUAUUUUUUCAUAUAGUCAUUAUCCUGUCCGUACUUCCGUUUGUUUGUCCUCAAAAUUUCAAAAAUGGUCAACUGAAAUAAGGAAUGUAUUAAGUGACAUAUUACAUAUUGAAAUAAAAAAAAAUAGAAUCAUUAUGCCUAACCCAUCCAAAGCUUGUCAAUGAUUAUAACAGCAAUUUUAAAUGACAAUUUUCGUUCAUUAUUUCAAUGAAAUUUUAUGUUAUAUAAUAUCGAAAUUUUGAUUUUUUGAUUGUUUGUAAAUAUUUUUGUCAAUCAUCUUUUUAUUUGUUUA